This is a messenger RNA of Cuscuta campestris, 1295 nucleotides long. NCBI's taxonomy places the organism in Eukaryota, Viridiplantae, Streptophyta, Magnoliopsida, Solanales, Convolvulaceae. The record is from the annotation of a GenBank genome assembly.
CUGCUUUCUUAUAAAUUAAUAAAGCAUAAAUUAAAUACUGGGUACGCAAAAGUUGUUAGGAUUGAUGGAGAAUCGGCGGCGGAUAGGGAUGAUGACGGCGGCAGUGGCGGUGGUGGCCGCCGUGUUGGGCUGGGCCGCCGCCGGGCAGCAAUUCGACGCCAUGUUUGUGUUCGGAGAUUCGUUGGUGGACGCCGGGAACAAUAACUACCUGGUCGAUUCCUUGGCGAAAGCUAAUUAUGUGCCAUAUGGUCUCGAUUUCCGAGGCCCCACCGGCAGUUUCUCUAACGGCAAAACCAUCGUUGAUUUUCUUGGGGAUUUGUUAGAGCUUCCUGUUCUUCCAGCCUAUGCAGAUCCAUCUGCAACAGGAAAAAAUGUUCUUAAAGGAAUAAAUUACGCUUCUGCUGCAGCCGGAAUCCUUAAUGAGACUGGCCGAACUUUUGGUGAUAGAUUUACCUUCUCCCAGCAAAUUGAAAAUUUUCAGAUGACUUUGAAAUAUCAAUUACAAAAAGAGAUGAGGGAGGAAGAACUCAUUGGUUAUUUGAACAAGUCCUUAGUUGUUAUCUCCAUUGGCAGCAAUGACUACGUUAAUAAUUAUCUUCUUCCAUCCCUUUACUCCACUAGCUACACUUACAAUCCCACAAACUUUGCUGAUCUUCUUAUCGAACACUUCUCCAAGCAACUCACAGUACUGCAUGGCUUAGGCCUUCGAAAGUUCCUUCUGGGUGGCAUUGGACCGCUGGGUUGCAUUCCGAACCAGUUGGCCACUCAGGCAGCCCCACAAGGGCAAUGCGUGUCGCAUGUAAACGACAUGGUGGAACUCUUCAAUUCCCGAUUGAGGGAUCUCAUUGACCAACUCAAUCGAGAUUUAGUCCCCUCGGUCUUCGUUUACGGAAACACUUUCCUUGCGUUUAGCAACAUAAUCACAAACGCAUCUACAUAUGGAUUUGUGGUGAAAGACCAAGGAUGUUGUGGGAUUUCAAAGCUACAAAUAACUUGUCUUCCAUUUUCUGUCCCAUGUCCAGACAGGACAAAGUAUAUUUUCUGGGAUUCUUUUCAUCCAACACAAGCGGUUAACCAGAUUCUUGCUGAGAAUGCAUAUUCAGGGCCACCUUCUCUUUGUUAUCCCAUGAAUGUUCAAGAGUUGGCACAACAAUGAGUCCGACUUUAUGCCAAAUGAUUGGUACCCAAUGUUCAAAAAAUAAAAAUCAUAAAAUAAUAUCAACUUUCUCGUUAUGGAUGACAACCAUUUUGUAAAUAUAUACGUACACAUGAUAUAACUGUACUUGAACUCAAUG